Messenger RNA from Aedes albopictus (Asian tiger mosquito), 17889 nucleotides. RefSeq lists its product as uncharacterized. Lineage: Eukaryota; Metazoa; Arthropoda; Insecta; Diptera; Culicidae. The coding region runs from base 13476 to 17885 and encodes 1469 amino acids. The transcript has 2 exons. The record is from RefSeq and is a predicted model, not a curated record.
UGUCACCAGUGAAUCCGGUACUCGACCCAUUUCACUGCAUCCAUCACGACUGUUUCAAAUGUCUUCCGGUAAUAAAUCCAUCUCAUCCUACAUAAAUUCAUCUGCAAUUAUUGAUGAAACCAGUACUCAUUUCACCAUCACUUAUUUUUGUCACCUCCUGGGCGCUUCAACCACUUGUGAAUCCAGUACUCGACUCAUUUCACUUUAUUUAUUUCCAUCACAUCCAAUUUUUUCCGCAACGAAGUUCACCAGUGAAUCCGGUACUCGACCCAUUUCACUGUAUUCAUCACUGUAUUCAUUCACUUCAAUUGCAUUCAUGUCAUCAAUCCAUCUCAACAACAAACCCAUCCAAAAUUUUCAAUGAAUCUAGAACUUAACUCGUUUCGUAUCACGAAACAUCACUAAAUAGUGAAUCAGGCACUGCAUCUUGCUUUGCUUCAUAGAUUACCGUGCAAAUGUUCAAUUGUCUAAAAUAUUUGUUCACCCGUCAAACACCAAGGAAAGCAGCAUGUAAACAAACUCUGAUCAUUCCAUGCACCUCCCAAAAAGUGUAACCGACGCCCAACAUUUCCAGCAGUGAAACGAACCAAUGUAUGCUGAAACUGAUAGGAACACAUUGUGGUGUGACAAAAAACUUCUGCAGGGGGUCGAAUACGGUGCAAAGAAAACAAUACUCAACCCACUUCACUUCAUUCAACCUUUCCCCAAGAAUCACCAGUGAAUCCGGUACUCGACCCAUUUCACUGUAUUCAUAACAACUGUCUACAAUGCAUUUAGGUAAUGAUUCCAGUUAUCGACCCAUCGCAAUCCUCAAUAAGCCCAUCUUCAACUAUCAAUGAAUCCUCGAUGAAUGGUCGACUCAUUUCACCAUUUACACCUGUCACAUCCGUAACGCCCUACCAUCAGAAUGCAAUAGAAAUAUUCGGUGUCAGGCCAUUCCACAAUGGUCGGAAAAAGAUAAAGUUCGGCCAAAACUCUUUUUAUGUGUUUAAUCGAAGUUAGAGGUUGCCUAGAUAUGUUAUAUAGUAUUUUUAGUGUUUAAAAAGGGGUAUUCAAAAAUUACGUAAUUUGAAUAAUUUCAAAAAACGGUGAAAAUCAGUAAACCCCAUAUGUUUUGCGUUUUUUGUUAGAAAAUCAAUUCAAAUUUAAAUAAAUGAUUAUCUUUCGAUCAAAUCCAAUCAAGUUUGUUCAUAACGUGUGAAAAAUGUGGAAAUAUAAAUUUUAUUUCGAUCAAUAAUGGAAAAAUACCGUAAAAUAUAUGAAAAAAACAAAACUUUUUUAAAAAGCUCUAAUUUGAAAAACUGCAAAUUUCUGCAAAAUAUUUAAACGUUUUUAGGCAGCUCUAAGCAUGAUGUUUAUGAUAUACUACUCGAAAUUGCGGCGACACGUGACGACACGAACCGUUUUUUAACUUAAAAAUUACCAAAAUUUCUAAGGUACAAUAUAUGAAAAUUUGAAUAGUUUUGUGACAUAUUAAUUUUGCACCAUACAUGCAUUCAAACAGUCCAAUAACAAGCUUUCAUAUGCUGGAUAACUUAAAACAUAUAUUCCAUUCUCAAAAUAUUAUUAUUUUACUUUUUUCGAAUAAUUCAUUUUUCAAUUUUAUGACUUAGGCCACUUUGGCAGUGAAAAUGUCAUUGAAAUACAAAAGCUGGUAUGCUUUUAAUUAAGAAUCAUAAAAGUACAAUACAUUAACUUUGUUAUAAGGUGAAAUAAAGUUUAAAAAUAUCAAUUUCGAUUUUUGAGAGUUUUGGCCGCCCCUUUGUAUGGAGCCCGACCAAUGUGCAUUCGGCCGAAGGUCAUUAGGCCGAAGGUCAUUAGGCCGAAGGUCAUUAGGCCGAAUGGUCAUUAAGCCGAAUGGUCAUUAGGCCGAAUGGUCAUUAGGCCGAAUGGUCAUUAGGCCGAAUGGUCAUCAGGCCGAAUGAUCAUUGGGUCUUCUUCUUGCCGUUACGUCCCCACUGAGACAAAGCCUGCUUCUCAGCUUAGUGUUCUAUGAACACUUCCACAGUUAUUAACUGAGAGCUUCCUCGGCAAAUGACCAUUUUGCAUGUGUAUAUCGUGUGACAGGCACGAAGAUACUUUAUUGAUGCUGAAUCUACUGAUAUUUUACCCAUGAAUUUUUCCUUCUUUUAAACAUAGGCUGUUCUUUCUAGUAUCAUUGCUAAAAUAGUUUUUGGCGCAGAAACUGCUGAUAUUCAAUUCAUAAAUUUUUCCUUCUUUAAAACAUAGGCUAUUCUUUCUAGUUUCAUUGUUAAAGUAGUUUUCGGCAAAAAAUUUUUGGAAAAAGUAAAAACAACAGAUCUCUUUACAGGCUCAUAACGGCUGAUUUUCAAUUCGUCCUGAUGACCAUUCGGCCUUAUGACCAUUCGGCCUAGUGACCAUUCGGCCUAAUGACCAUUCGGCCUAAUGACCUUCGGCCUAAUGGCCUUCGGCCUAAUGACCCAGCAUCGAAAUAUUCAAAUAUGAUCAAUGGUCGGUUUCCAUAUAUUAUUUCUUCGAAUAAAUUCUCUGAACCGCACAUUUUUCGGCCAUGUCGCGGGAUUCAAGGCCUGCAUUUUGAAUGACAAAGGUAAAACAACUUUGAACGAGAUAAACUCCAACGAGUUUAAUGUUUUUCGUUUUGACACUAAUUUUGUCACGUCGACUCGAUCGGGAGACGAAAGACUGAGCGCACGAGAUACCAUCUAUUGUAUGUCACUUUCAGAUGUAACAUCGACAAUAGUACAUCUGAAAGUGACAUACAAUGGAUGGCUAAAGCAAAGCUAAAGCAAAUCACUCCAUCUCGAGAUAGAGGAACGCCAUUAAGUCUAUUUUGUGAGCUUACGAAAGCAGUACUCUGAAGAUAAGCUGAUGAUUAGAGAAGCUGUCCAAAUGCAUGGGUGUAUUGCUAUAUAUGAUAUUUGGCGCUAAUCGUAUUAACACACUCGUUUGACACUUCUCGACAUAUUUUCGAAAGAAAGCGUGCUUUUAUGAAGAUACGGUAAACAUGGCACCACUCUAACGUCAAAUGGGGACUGGAUAACAAGUUGAAUUUUUAGUAAAGUUAUGUGCACUCGAUAACUUGCUUGACCCAAUCUCCCCCAUUCCUCAUAUUUAGACAUAGGGUCAAAAAUAUUGAAUUUUUAAAUAAAAAGAGCAAUGACAUCCCGCUUUUUUCAUUUCAUCAACCAGGUAAUACCUAGAGCUAAUCACUUAUUAGAAAAUAUAUGGUUAGGUACUUGUGUUUAACAUUACGAAGGAGAAAUUUUUUCAGAGUGAUUUACUCGAGGAUUUACUAGUAGUUUCAUCGUAUAAGUUUAGCCACAAAUUUAACAAAAAACGAUUAUUGCUUAAUAUCUUAUUGUGCAUUAUGACGUGUAAAAACAUCUCCUCUUACAUAUAAAGUUUUCAAUAUAAAUUAGCGAUAGUUGAUGAGCUAUUUCAAAUUUUAUGUUUCUCCGUUUUGACCCAAUCUCACCCCCCAGACCCAUUGUCACCCCCAUCGACGGUAUUGCAUUUUUCAUUGAAAAUUUUCUUUGCCUCGCUGAGUUAUGUGACGUUUUCUCCCAGCGAAAGCUUACGCGAUACAGCAAAUCGCUAUAUUCCACACUAACACAAAAAAAAAUCUGUCAACAAUAACAAAAUACACAUGCAUUUUCAGCGAAAUGCUCUAUUUGCAUGACAACAAUCCACUCCCACAGCUAACGGAUGACCGCCGUCAAAUAUCAGGAUUGCCAACUGUCCGGCGACUGCUGUCAAAUCUCUUUGUCGCCGAAUCUGGCGCUGGGUCUUCGGUGCGGACACCCAAAGGUGGGAAUAAAAUUUUGGGGUUUGCGCGCAAUAUGCUAUGUCACUCUAAGGUAUGCACACAGCAAAAUCUAGCCACCGCAUUUUGGAUAGAAAUUUCUCUAUUUUCAACGAAUCGUGGCAAUCUCUGACGCAAAUGAAAACUUAUUGUGUAAGGAAUCGAAAAAUAUUUACUUCGGGAUAUAUUUUGACAUUGUGUUUAAAAUAGUGUCAAGGGAACAAGAAGUCCUCGAAAAGUUUUUGCACAAACGUGCUGAAAAUCUGACAAUGUACAUUAAAGCGACCGUCCCGCAGAUCUAAGUAGCUUUUAAGUAUUCGGUUCUAUACAUCAUUACAACCUGGAAAAGUUGCAGAUCAACUUAAGAGCAAGAAAAAAUCGAAGUUUGGCAAGAAAUACAUAGUUUGGUCAACAAUAUGAAUUUGUGGUUUGAAAAACCGAACUUUUAGAAAUACAUGUACAGCAAAUCAUCCUUUUCACUACGGGAAAUGUCGGGAAAAAUGGCUGGCACCCCUUAUUCAAAAGCUUAGAUAUUGUGUAUUGAAUUGAAUUGAUUUUUGUCCCCUGUUUUUGGCGGAGAAUGCUUGCGUUUGUAUGCAGAAAACUAUGUAGAAAUUGUACUGCAUUUUUCCAAAAAACGUAAAAUCUCAUACACUUCAAAACUCAACCCAAUUGAAAAAUAUUGAGUAACCGUGAAUUGGAACCUUCAAAAAAUGUCAAGAACGACAGCUUUCAUCGAAAAAUAAGAUUGAUAUUGACACAAAGGUGGUAAAAAUUUCUUGGCAUGCGGUCGAAGGUACUGUGCAAAACUUUACGGAAGGACUCAAGCUCAAAACUCGAGAUGACGGAUAUAACAAGUCAAAUCAGCAAUGCACAAUGGUCCGAGGACCAACAUUAAGUGGAAAAAAUUAAUAACUCAAAAACCAUCCAAGAUAGUCUUCAUGUCUUCUAGACAUUUGCUCGUGAGUCCAAGCCGCGUUAUAUGCAAAAGUGUCCUAAACGCCAAAUCUUAAAAUACUUCAUAUUUCAGCACCUAACUUUUUUAUUUCAAAAGAUAUCGAAAUAAAAUGUUCUGCAAAGUUGAAGAAGGUAAAAACUCCGACAACUUUCUCGAAGAGCAGUUUUUUCUAUCUCUUCAAUCUGAGGAGAUAUAACUUAUUGAAGAAAUAAAAAAUCCGAAAUCGUUUUUUUUGUCAUAUGUCAAAAACUAUCAUUUUUUCAAGCCUACUAUGUUCAGAGCAAUUGUACAUAUUGCCAAAAUACACAUUUCGUCAGAAGACAUCAAAGCUGUACGAUGUUUCUAUCAAAAGAUAUAAGUAUUUUUGUACUUUUUUAAGCCAAUUUUUCUAGCGUAACAUUUGAAAAAGGCGCAAGUGAAUCUUUAAUUUUCUCCCACCACCGGAUCUAGUAUGACAAAAACUGCAUUUUAACAAAUUUUGGAGAGGGUGUUUUUUUGUUUUGCGUUUUAAAUGUGAUUUGACUAUGACCGUAUUUUAGGCAUCAAAUUCACGAAAAAUGACAUCCAUAAUGUCCGAGUACAACAUCUACUCGUGUUUCAAGAUCACUUAUCUUAAACAUUCGAGUAGCGAUGAACCCAAUGUUGUCUUUUUUGUUUUGUUUUGUUCCUUUGUGUAAGUGAGCAAAAAUAUAAAACAAAUUCCCUAUAGUUUUUCGAUUUCUUAAUUCAUCAGAUAUAUGCAUCUGGUGAUCGUAUGCAAAUUUUAAAUUGAAUUGUGGACCGUCCAAUUGCAAUGGUUUUAACCGGUGUCAAGCCAUGAUACUAAAAUUGAAUAGAGGGUAGGCGCAAUUUGUUCCCAGUUGACAGCCAGCUUAUUCCCCUGACUUUGUCUGCGCAUCUCUUCUAAACAUAAAUUAAACACAAUCAUUGUCAUCAUCAGCAGCAGUCAGAAGUAUCCCCGCACACAUUUGCCCAAAGUAUCAACACUCGCUACUCUCACUCUUCCCUCAUUUAGCACUAAAAUCCACGUCGGUACCGUAUGCGUAGCAUCAUGACAGAAUACAUAUUUCCUCCGUUACAACAAAUUGCACUGAAACCUACACAUUCCUUGCUUCCCGACAAUCCCAUUUCCAUUCUGCACGCGAAAACAAUCUUUUACUUCAUCCACAAAACACUGAAAAGUUUAUCCUCGAAGCCAAAUGUACUGUCGGAUGUUGGUCUUCGGAUACAAUUGCAGAGACACGUCUUCACGCGAUGUUGGUCUGAACAGAACUGACAUUAUUUAUUUACAUGUCAUUCAACUACGGGUAGGUGACAGCAUACACUCUAAGAUUCUUUUAUACAAGAUAUUCACAAUACAGUGACGAUUCGUUCGUUGAGAGCUCGUUAGAUGGGCUGUCUCGAUGGUUGAAUGUUCACUGGUUGGGGCAAAACCCAACUAAAAAGCACUGUCAAUGUCAAAAUAGAUGUUAAAACGAGUUUGACGUCUGACCGCCGUCGCAUCACAGCUCCUGUAUACAGAACGUUUACGCAAGUAUGUGAGUGUUCCGUGACGUAUUUGUCGUCACUUGCGUGUGUCUAGAGCAUUUUGAUCAGUUGUCAGUUGCCCAAACGAACGAACACGAUUCGCUAAUCGGGCGCAGUCGUGACCCAACCAGCGAAUGCUGACUGUAGUAGUAGUGUGGACACUACAGUAUCCACUUUAACAAUCCAGGAUUGAAACCAAGCCUACCUAAUUUAAAUAGUAAUAAAGCAAUAUCAACUCUAUCGAAUGCCUUGCUGAAAUCAGUGUACAUUGUUUCAACAUAAUGCUCUCUAUCCAUGGCGUUAAUUGAAAAUGUUACAAUUUGCAUUAGAUUAGUGGCCGUUGAUCGUCCUUUAAAAAAACAUGUUGAUCACAAGUUAUUAGACAUUUGACUUGAGAGAAUAUCUUAUCAUUGAUUAUUGAUUCAAAUAAUUUAGGGAUACAGGAUAAAAUGGCUAUUCCGCGAUAGUUUUUAAUAUCAGAUUUUUUACCUGAUAUAAAAAUUGGGACUAAACAAGAUUCUUUCCAAAUAUGCGGAAGAUAGUUGGACCACAGAAAACAGACAUCCAGGCUAGAACAAAUUUCAUUCGGAAGGUUGUGUAAGGAUUUGAAUCUUUACUCUAGUAAGGUUGCAAACCAAUACACGAUGACAACACUAACGCCACCAAACACCAUAUUGCCACAGUCAGUGGUGAAUUGAAACAUUUCAAGUAGUGAAUUAAAUUGGUAUGGGAAAUUAACCGAUUGCAGCGCCACGCUAUUGCCACUUGUUUUGCCGAUUUCAAAUGACCGCUAAAUUCCUUACACAGUUUCCGAACUGGACUUGGAUGUCUGUUCUCUGUGGUUGGACUUAAGAGAUGCGUUAAAUAGCCUUACCUUACCUUACCGAUCAGGCUAAGGCCGGGGUGGCCUCUACUGUACAUAGUAGCCGUCUCCAUUCCACUCGGUCCAUGGCUGUUUGUCUCCAGUUCCGCACUCUGCGUAGGGUCCGCAGAUCGUCUUCCACUUGGUCGACCCACCUAGCUCGCUGCGCUCCACGUCUUCUUGUACCGGUCGGAUGACUCUCGAGAACCAUUUUAGUCGGGUUGCUAUCCGACAUCCUGAUGACGUGACCCGCCCACCGUAGCCUCCUGAUUUUCGCGGUAUGGACGAUAGUUGGUUCUCUCAGCAGCUGAUGCAGCUCGUGGUUCAUUCGCCUUCUCCAUGUCCCGUCUUCCAUCUGCACUCCGCCGUAGAUGGUACGCAACACCUUCCGUUCGAAAACUCUAAGGGCGCGUUGGUCCUCUGCACGUAGGGUCCAUGUUUCGUGCCCAUAGAGGACGACCGGUCUAAUCAGCAUUUUGUAGAUGGUUAACUUCGUGUUACGGUGAACUUUAUUCGAUCGUAGAGUUCUGCGGAGUCCAAAGUAAGAACGAUUUCCUGCCAUAAUGCGCCUCUGAAUUUCUCUGCUGGUGUCGUUAUCGGCGGUCACCAGUGAGCCCAAGUACACGAAUUCUUCAACCACCUCGAUUUCAUCACCGUCGAUAUAAAGACGAGGUGGCCGGCGCGAUGAUUCCUCCCUGGAGCCCUUUUGGCAUCAUGUACUUUGUCUUUGACGCAUUAAUGACUAAUCCGAUUCGUCCGGCUUCACUCUUUAGUCGGAUGUACGUUUCCGCCAUCGUCUCAAAUUUACGAGCAAUAAUAUCAAUAUCAUCAGCGAAACCAGGCAACUGAACGGACUUCGUGAAAAUCGUUCCACUCAUGUUUAUCCCCGCUCUCCUAAUUACACCCUCUAACGCAAUGUUGAACAGCAAACACGAAAGACCAUCACCUAUCCGUAACCCUCUGCGAGAUUCGAAGGGACUCGAGAGUGUCCCUGAUACUCGAACUACACGCAUCACUCGAUCCAUAGUCGCCUUGAUCAACCAUGUCAGUUUAUCCGGGAAUCCGUAUUCGUGCAUAAUCUGCCAUAGCUGUUCUCGAUCGAUUGUAUCAUACGCCGAUUUGAAAUCGAUGAACAAGUGAUAUGUGGGCACGUUGUAUUUGCGGCAUUUCUGCAACACCUGGCGGAUGGCGAACAUCUGGUCCGUUGUAGCGCGUUCACCCAUAAAUUUAGCCUGAUAUUGCCCCACGAACUCUCUUGCAAUCGGUGAUAGUCGGCGGCAUAAAAUUUGAGAGAGUAUCUUGUAGGCAGCGCCCAGUAGUGUGAUUGCGCGGUAGUUCCCGCAAUCCAACUUGUCGCCCUUUUUUAAGAUGGGACACACGAUACCUUCAAUCCAUUCCGCCGGUAAUACUUCCUCCUCCCAAAUCUUGGUAAUGACCCAGUGUACUGCUCUCACCAGUGGUUCUCCACCGUAUUUUAGAAGCUCGCUUGGUAGUUGAUCUUCUCCUGCGGCUUUGUUGUUUUUCAACCGGCCAACCUCCUCCUCAAUCUCUUGGAGGUCAGGGGCCGGAAGUCUUUCGUCCUGUGCACAUACUCCUAGAUCUGUUACCACGCCACCUUCGGUACUUGCAACGUCGCCAUUAAGGUCUGUUCCAAUUGGGGAACUAAAAUGAAUUUUCACUUAAACUUGGCAGUUCGAUAAUUAUUUUCUUAAGAGAACUGUCAAGUUUAAGUGUCGAACUGUCAAAUUUUAAGUAAAAAAAUAAUUUUAAUUCGCCAAUUGGAACGGACCCUUAGAGUGUUUCAUUCGUGUAUUUCUUUAGGAAUUUCAAUGACUCCCAUUACGAAUACAAAUUCAUUUUGCAUGUCAGGCAUCCAUAUGAGUUCGUUGAGAAUAACUGGAAAAUUUCCUAAAGAAUACUUGGAAAAAAGUAAUCCCUGAAAAAAAAAAUCAUAUAUUUAUUAUAUUCUCCCCUAGAAACAUUUAUGAAGAAUUCUCUGCAAAAUUCAAUGGAAGGCUUUCAAAAGCUACCUUUGGAGAAAUUUUGGAUGAAAUCAAUGGUAGAUUUUCCAACGGAAAAAACAGGACAAAUAUCUGAAGGAAUUCUGAAUUCAAGAUUCUCUGGAGGAAUUAAUGAAGAAAAUCCAUGAAAGGUUUUCUAGAGGAUUUCUAGCAGAAAUUUAUGGAGCAAUCUUUAGUGAAAAUAGAACAAUUCUGGAAGAAAUCUAUGGAAGACUUUCUAAGCGAUGUGAGAGAUUUCUUCUUUCUAAAAAUAUGUUAAGAAAAUUUUACAUUACGUGGGUCGAAUUUCUAAAGAAAUACGUAAAAAAUUUUCCAAAAAAAAUCUUAAGCUUAUCUAACUUACACAUUCCUUGGAGAAAUAUCGGAAGGAAUUCUUUGAAUAAUUACUGAGUAAAGUCCUAAAUAACUUUCCUGGAGGAACUUUGAAAGACAUCCUUCGAGAAAUUUCGAGAGGAAUCUCUAAAAUAAUUUUGUUUUAAUUUCUGAAGAAGUUUCUGCGAGAUUUUUUUAAGAAUCCUAUGGGACUUUUUCAAAGAAAUCCUGUGAGGAAUUUCUGGAAGAAGUUUUGAAAGAUUUUCUGUAACAAACAAUUCCGAUGAAAACUCUGGAAAUUCAAUAUGUUUUGAGGUUAUGAACAUAUAAAAAAACUCACUGAUAGACCUUUCGGAGAUUACAAUUCAAAUGGUGUCUGCUAGGUUUACAAGAGUUUAAGCCCAAAGAAAUAUUUACUGAGAAGAAAACAGUUGUUUGAACGGAAAGGAUAGCUAUCAUUUGAAUAUAUUCCAUUCAAAAUUAUUUUCGUCUACACUGUAAAAUAUUUGAGUGAAUGCGAAGAAAAUCAUCGGAAGUAACAUUCCUCAGUGGAAAUGUUUACAAAUAUUUAGAAAACAAAAAAUCACUAGGAUCAGAUUUUGCUUUGAUCAUUAAAAACUACAUUAGUUUCUCAUAAUAAAAUAGUAAAAAAUCCCACGUAACAUCAUGGUAAACACUCAAAAUAAUGUAGAGAAUUCUGAUUGUUUGAGCAUACUGAAAAACGUACAUCAUUUAUCUUAGUUACUAGUGUAAAGCGUACUAAAUUUAAUCCUCACUAAAAUCCUAGAUGCUUUUGCUUAGGUCUUAGGCCUUUUCGGCGCCCCUCUGAAGCCGGCGCCCUUGGCGAGGGCCAACCUGGCCAACCGCAUGCUACGGCUCUGUCCGGUAGCUACGAAUAGCGCCAUAUAAGAAAGACUUGAAUUUGCCCGAACGCAACAUCCGUUUUUUCGUUCUCCGACGAACUAUCGAUCCCGUACCAAAUUCAAGAAUCAAUUCAAUAGUUACUUAUAUUAAAUUUUGUUUGUGUGUUAACGUCUACCCCAUUAGGCAAUGUCAAAAUAAAAAAAAACUCAUUUUUUUUUAAUCUUGACUGUGACGCUACCACGAACACUUUUCGACAUUUGCGCGAAGACAAAUCACGAGACAAACAGGUGGGAGCACAGGAUUCUUUCCUAAGCGAACCAUAUCCACACAUCAGUGUGGACUAGGGCAGUUCAGAUUUCAAACAUGUUGGAAAUUCAAAGCUCCCAUAUGUUCAUUACAAUCCUUGGUGCAAAACUAGAGUCCUGUCAAAUUUUCAGCCAUUUCGGUGGUGAUUUAAUGGUGGCCCAAGAGCAAAAUAGGUUUGUAUGGGAAUUACUAUGGAGAAUUUUCAAAGAAGGUUCUCCACGCUGCAGAGCAUUAAUACAUGGAUGAAGUUAUUUGCUCAAAGUCAAAUUGAAUUCUUCAGAUCUCAAUGAUGAAUGUUGCUGAAUACCGGAACUUAUUUCGACAAUCGACAAAAAAGAUAUUAAACAAAUUCUCACUCGCAUGCUCAUUAGCCUGGUACACGGUUUAUAUGGGAAAAUACAAAAAAUGGAAAAACUCAAGUUCCUGUAUACUUUUUGAAUUAUACUUUGGUCCCAUAUCAACAGUGCAAAAUUUCGGAUCGAUCGGAAAAGCUAUAUUUUAGCGCCCGCCAUUCUAAGUUUUUCAUACGAUUUACUAUGGGGAAAAUUUACUCCUGCAAAGAAAAAUCGCCAGGAGUCACCCCUAGAUCCCUAAAAAUCAGUCGACGAAUUAUUUCUGUAGAAUACUUUACUAGGAAUCAGACCUCCGAAGACAGCAAAUCGAUGCAACGUUCGUGGAAAAAGUUAUUAGGCCUCACCCCAUCGAUAAAAUAACAAGAUUUUAUUAUUUAUUGUUAUUCCUUACAUGUUAACACUUAUGUGGCCGGCAGGGUACCCGGGUACCUUUUUCAAUUUCAAAUCUCGAUUUUUUAAUGGUUAUUAAGACUAGGAUGUUGGAACUCUGUUAGAUCUUAGAACUCGUGAAUAUACAUCUAUUACUGGGGUUGACCAAAUUUUAAAGUGAGGAGGGGCAGGGGGAGGGGCUCCUGCAUUUUUUUAUCACGUGGAAGGCCGGCAGGGUACCCGGGUACCCACGAAAUUAAAAUGAUCAUAUCUCCGUCAAUUUUCCAUCGAUUUUGGAAAUUUUUAGCUCAUUCAAUUCAAAAACUCAUCAUCUAUCGGGAAAAUAUUUGGUUAGACCGAUCUAAUCACCGUGGUUUUCGGAAAAUCCAUAUUUUUGGGAGCAUGUCUUUAUACCAUAUUGAAACCCACAUUGUUAAGGCUAGGAUACCUUAAAGUGUUUAUGGUCAACCAUGGCCUCACGGGAAGCGUGUUCCGAAAUCAGAGUUUCAAAGUCAACACGUUUUAUGAUUCCAGGCCGGCCAGAUACAAUAUGGCAAAGCAAUUUUACGAUGCUUGGUACCGAAAUUGCUACUAACCUACCGAAAAUCCCGUAUGUUGUAUUGUAUAAAAACACGGAUCCGGAAAUCCGGAUUUUCCGGUACCUAUGGUGAUCGGACCGGUCCAACCAAAUAAGGUCUCGAUAGAUAAUGAGUUUCUGAGUUGAAUGAGGCAAAAACUUUUAAAAUCGGUGGAAAAAUCGCUGAGAUAUGAUCAUUUCCAUUUCGUGGGUACCCGGGUACCCUGCCGGCCUUCUACGGGUGUUUUUUUUUGCUGGCCACAUUACGGUUAAACAGCGUUUGCAUGCCAUUCGGUUUUCAGUCAAUAAGUUUUUCCACAUGCCUCAAAUCGCUUUGCUGUCUUCGGAGGGUUGGUUCCCCGUAAAAUUUGCAACAGAAAUCAUUCAUCGAUUUAUUUUUAGGGGCUAUGGGGCAACCUGUGGCGAAUUUUCUUUCAAAAAGUGAUUUUCCCCAUACUAAAUCGUAUGAAAACUUAAAAUGGCUGGCGCUAAAAUAUAGUUCCUCCGAUCGUUCUGAAAUUUUGCACAGUUGAUAUAGGACCAAAAUGGAGCUCAAAAAGUGUACAGGAGUAAAAUGUUUUUUUGUGUCCCACGCUAAUGCGCAUCUUCUUACACGAUGUCCUGCAAGAUGUGUGUUACCGGCAACACUGUUAACCGCGAAACGACGGUGAAACCACCGUCCGCUCCCUCGCAACUGAGCGGCUGUCGCUGAGUAGACUGACAGAUCGGACAGCAGCAGACAGAAAGGAGAAGAAUUGAUUCAUUCAAAAUAUGUUGUAUACAGUGCACAGUCAGCACAUUUAGUAGUCAUUAUAAGUGAACCAUUAUAGUGGAUUAUUUCGAUUAUAUGAAGUAAGUUUGUGAACUGUAGUUUCUGAAUUCUGUACUAAGUUUAUUCCUGCUAAAUCUUGUGAAGAAUCACACCCAUUAUCGACAGUAGUCAGCAUCGCACAGACAGUGUAAUUACCAGUCAGUUGAGGUACGUUUUCUAUUAAAUUAAGAAUUAAUUUGCACUAUUCAGUCCGUGUGAAACUGUACAUAACCUAAAAUCAAUUAUGUAAUUUGUACAGAUUGUAUAAUCCUCAUUUUCCUCGGUAACCGACCCAUCAAAAGCGACAGAAGAAUACUGAAUUUGUAAGUCUGUUUUGUAUACUGUUUACUGAUUUCUGACUAAAACGAAUCUAAUAAAUUACAGCUUGUAGCUGCUAAGUCUGCAACUAACAAGACGGUGUUUGUUCUGACGAUCGGGAACAUUCUACAAGAAAUUCAUCCGAAGUUGGAUGUUUGUUGCCCAUCGCCGGUCCCUGCUGAGGAGUAAAGCAACCGAACAGAGUCCGCCGACUGAACGACCCACGAUUGAAGACGACCAACAUCGCCGCCGCCGCCGCCGUCGGAGGUUUGAUUGCAGUUAAUCCAAGUCAGUACAGAUUUCCUUUUUUGUUCCCAUCUCGGAUCCCGUCCUACAGUAGUGGCCCGUGCAAUUUGACAGUGUACAGUAAGCUUGUUUGGUAGACAGUUUAGCUAGGGCAGUUAGAGUUAAUUAUGCCGAAAAAGAGCAAUGUUACCAACACGGGGGGAAUAGAUAAUCCGUGCAAAAAAUGCAAUCAAAUUGUGGGCGAUGAUAAUUGGGUCUGUUGCGAUGUGUGUGAAUCGUGGGUACAUUUUCGGUGCGCGGGUGUCAAUCAGUCAAUCGCGGAUAAAAGCUGGAAGUGCAGUGACUGUCUUGCCGAUUGGGAUGGCACCGAUGUUACGUCGAAGUCGGGAGUGUCAUUCAAUGAAUCUUCAGUGAGUAAAAGCAGUAGUCGUUCGUCUCAACGAUUGCAACUGAGCUUGCAGCAUCUGGAGGAACAACGUAGGCUGAGUAAGUUGCGGUCGGAAGAAGAGCUGCAAAUGAAGAAAAUGGAAGAAGAAGCCAAGGAAGAAGCCCGACUGAAAAAGCUGCAGAUGGAGGAAGCAGCCAAAUUGAAGCAGCUGGACGAAGAGCAGGAGUAUUUGAAGCAGCGGUACAACCUACUGAUGCAGAUUGCCGACGAAAAGGAUUCAUCUAGCAGGCGCAGUGGAGUGAGCGGAAAAAGUAAACAGACUGGAGUAAGUGUGAAAAGUAAACGUGACCAGUUGGAGAAGUGGUUGAAGGGAGCUGUGGUGGACGAUGUUGGACAGUCGAAGCCAUCGUCGUCGGUAAAUCAAGUUGCCCUGCCGGUUCACACAGUCGGUGAAUCAAGUCAACCAGCCGCAGUGGUUCGCGAAUUACGGUCACCAGCUUUGUUACCGGAUGUUUCUGUUCCGUCAAACGUGAAUCGAUUGUGUCCUCCUGUUUCGGGAAUCGUUGGGAAUGUUCCCACUCUGGCGAAAUCAUACGAACAGCUGGUUUCCGGACAAGGACCUUCUGUGAUGGCAUCUGUUCCAGCAUUAGCAGCCAGGCAAUUCGCAUCAUCGGUUCCGCCUAUUUCAGCAGCUUCUACAGUUUCCAAUGUGGUUCUUCCGGAAGUGCAAGAUAUUCGAGUCCGGAAUACUGAUUCUGUGGCGGUCACGUUCGCUGCACGGGAUACAGUAGUGUCCUCAGCUCCAUGUACAUCGCAAUCCUUUGUUGGUUCGAGCGGUCUGAUGUCAACAGUUUACGGAAGUCAUCCGUACUACACGGCCGCUCCAAUGGCACAACUAGCACCAACGAAUGCAGUAGUUUCUGGAGAUUUCGUUCGAGUGAAUUCAUCGCAAAGCUGUUUCGGUAGUGUUCCGCAUCCAGGAGUUCCGCAUAGUUCAGCAGUUCUUCAAGGAAACCCACCAUUAGGUUAUUCGUCGGCUCUACCAGUAACGAAUUCGUUUGGACCAUCAUUUGCGGGAGCUGGAUUGCCGAAUGGAACACAAUCGAGUCCUGCAGUAGGACCAACUAGUGCUCAACUCGCAGCGCGCCAGGUAAUGCCUCGUGAGCUUCCCAAGUUCAAUGGCGAUCCGCAGGAGUGGCCUAUCUUCUACAGUUCUUUCAAGAACACGACGGAGGUGUGCGGAUAUACCGACGCGGAGAAUUUGGCCCGUCUACAACGGAGUUUGGGAGGUUCCGCAUUAGAAGCCGUACGAAGUCGUCUGCUGUUACCAGCGUCUGUUCCGUAUGUGAUGAAUACGCUCCACAAACUCUACGGGCGGCCGGAGAUUCUGAUCAGUUCGCUUCUGAAGAAGGUGAGGAACGUGCCAGCCCCCAAAGCGGAGCGCCUGAAUACGAUUGUGGCCUAUGGUUUGGCCAUUCAGAACUUGGUCGAUCACAUAAUCUUGGCCGAUCAGCAAGCACAUUUGGCGAACCCAAUGCUGCUUCAGGAGUUGGUCGAUAAGUUGCCCACAUCUCUCAAGAUGCAAUGGGGAACCUACAAGCAAGGCGUUGCAUAUGUCAACCUGGCGACAUUCAACGGUUUCAUGGCAGGCCUUGUGAACUUGGCGUCGGAGCUUACCAUCGACGUGGACUGCGCACAAAACCAACACAAGCAAGCCCGCGUGGAGAAGCCGAAGCCAAGGGAGAAGCUUUUCACUCACGCCAACGAGUCGUCCGAUGCCGCCAAGGAGAAGGUCACGUCAACAGAAAGGUCUGUUUCAAAAGCCUGCUCGUAUUGCGGAAAGGACAACCACCAGAUCCUGAACUGUUCCAGUUUCAAGUCCUUGGAUAUAGGAGCGAGGUGGAAAGCCAUGCGUCAGAAGAAUCUGUGUCGUCUGUGCUUAGUACCGCAUCGGAAAUGGCCAUGCCACUCGAAAAAGGAGUGUGGCGUGGAUGGCUGUCGUUUUCGGCAUCAUAUGCUGUUGCACAGUAACCAGACAAGCCGAAGCGAAUCCGCUGAGACAACGAAGCCAACCGAAGCGAUACAGCACAACUACCACCACACGAAGUCGUUCUCUCUCUUCCGUUAUCUGCCAGUCACGCUUUACGGAGAUGGGAAACAAGUGGAAACCUACGCGUUCCUGGAUGACGGAUCAUCGUCGACUUUACUGGAAGAGGCAAUUGCAGUUCAGUUGGGGAUUGAUGGAGAGCCGGACAACCUUUGGUUAGGAUGGACCGGAAAGAUCGGCAGACAUGAGAAAAGUUCCAAAAGGAUCAGCGUGGAGAUUUCCGGAGUUGGAAAGCAAAACACAUUCCAGUUGAGUAACGUACGGACGGUUCGUGAGCUAGGACUUCCCAGUCAAACGUUAAACUAUUCCGAGCUGUCAAGAUCCUAUCCACACCUGCAAGGUCUUCCAGUCAACAGUUACGUGAAUGCAAGACCCAGUAUGAUCAUCGGUAUCGAGCACGUGCAUCUUCUUACCAGUCUGAAGCUUCGCGAAGGCGGAAGGUGCGAUCCAGUUGCAACGAAAACUCGCCUCGGCUGGUGCGUCUACGGAAGAAAUUCUGGAAGUGAAGGAUCCGUGGAACAGCUGAAUCUGCACGUCGGUCAGGAGAUGAGUAACAGUGAUCUGUAUGAUUCGAUGAAGAAGUUUUUCGCCGUUGAAGAAGCUGUGGUCACGAAGCACCUUGAGUCCGACGAAGAUCAGCGAGCUCGCAGCAUAUUGGAGGAAACUACAGUUCGCCGAGGAUCAAGAAUCGAGUCAGGUUUGCUGUGGCGAAAGGACAAUAUCCACUUUCCCGAGAGCUACAAGAUGGCGAUGAACAGACUCCUGGGGUUGGAAAAGCGUCUGUCCAAAGAUUCGGAACUUCGACAAAGAGUGAAGGAGCAGAUCAACAGCUAUGAACAAAAGCAGUACAUCAGUAAGGCUUCACAGGAAGAGGUUGGCAGUCUGGAUACUCGACGUGUCUGGUUUCUACCGCUGGGAGUAGUUAUCAAUCCCAAGAAGCCUGGCAAAAUUCGGAUGGUAUGGGAUGCGGCUGCAAAAGCACAUGGAGUCUGCUUCAACGACAUGCUGCUCAAGGGUCCUGAUCUUCUUGUGUCGCUAGUGGACGUUUUGCUGCGAUUCAGACAGGGGAAAGUCGCCGUGUGCUCUGGCAUCCGGGAAAUGUUCCUCCGAAUCCUAAUUCGCGAUGAAGACAGAUGGUCGCAGUGCUUCCUUUGGAGAAGUAAUCCGGAGGAAGAAGUACGAGUCUACGUGAUCAACGUGGCGAUGUUCGGUGCAACCAGCUCGCCAUGUACAGCGCAGUUUGUGAAGAACUGGAAUGCUUCCGACUACAGCGAACAAUACCCCAGAGCAGUGGAAGCAGUGACCAAGAACCACUACGUGGAUGACUUCCUCGACAGCGUCAACUCGGUGGAAGAAGCAGUACAGUUGGUACAGCAAGUGCAAGAUAUCCAUGCAGCAGCCGGCUUCCAGUUUGGGAAGAUACUGUCCAACGAGAAGGCAGUGCUAGACCGACUAGGAGAGACGAGUACAGCGAUCAGUAAACCACUGCCAGUAGACAAAGACCGAAUAUGCGAACGUGUUCUGGGCGUCACAUGGAUCCCGUCGGAAGACGCAUUCACAUUCAAUCAACAGGGAUUGGAGGAAGUAUUAGGUGCCAAUUGGGCAGCACCAACGAAGCGACAAGUCCUGCGUAUUGUGAUGAAGCUCUACGACCCCUUAGGAUUCAUUGCACACUUCGUCGUCCAAGGGAAGAUCCUGAUGCAGGAGAUUUGGCAAACAGGUACUAGCUGGGACGAGCCUAUUGCGGACCAGCCACGUGAGCUUUGGAUAAGAUGGAUCGAACAGUACCGGCAGAUCAACGAAGUCAACGUUCCUCGCUGCUUCUUCAAGGAUUUCUGUCCGCAGCAAGUCAGCGAUAUUCAGGUCCAUGUGUUCACAGAUGCGAGCGUGUCAGCUUGUGCGUGUGUGGCCUACCUUAGAACGACGGUGGACGGAGAGAGUCAGUGUUCGUUGAUUGCAGCAAAGACAAAAGUUGCACCUCUACGAACGCUAUCCAUCCCACGUUUGGAGCUUCAGGCUGCCAUGAUGGGUUCCCGUCUACUACAGAACAUCUGCUCAGUCCUUAGCAUCGAUAUCCACUGACGUU